Molecule: messenger RNA, 1335 nt
Organism: Fusarium coffeatum
Lineage: Eukaryota; Fungi; Ascomycota; Sordariomycetes; Hypocreales; Nectriaceae
Exons: 2
Coding region: 1-1335 (444 amino acids)
Biological process (GO): ergosterol biosynthetic process; isopentenyl diphosphate biosynthetic process, mevalonate pathway
Cellular component (GO): peroxisome
Molecular function (GO): ATP binding; phosphomevalonate kinase activity
Source: RefSeq, a predicted model, not a curated record
AUGACCCUCAAGCACCCCACCAUCGCCGUCUCUGCCCCUGGCAAGGUCUUCCUCGCUGGCGGAUAUCUCGUCCUAGACCAGGAGUACACUGCUUUUGUAUUCGGUCUGAACGCUCGCAUCAAUAUCAUCGCUGGUGACAUUCACACCACUGCUGGCGUGCAGCUUACUGAGAUUGUGGUUGAUAGCCCUCAGUUCCUCGAGGCUCAAUGGCGGUAUGGAUAUCAUCUCGCUGGUGAGGGCGGUGGUAUCAAGGUGACCCAAUUGCAAGUUAGCGGAGCUCAGAUCAACCCCAAUCCCUUCGUCGAGACCACUCUCAGCUAUGCUCUCACCUACAUCGACCGUGUCGGUGGACAGCGUCCCAGCCACAGCUUGACAUCUACUCGUCUCAUCAUCCUCGCAGACAACGACUACUACUCUCACUCAGAAACUGAUACCUCCCGUUCAGGCCGCUUCGCCAAGUUCCCUGUGACUCUGGGUGAUGCUAACAAGACUGGUCUUGGCUCGUCUGCUGCUCUUGUCACCUCACUGACUGCCUCACUCCUCGUUCACUACUUGCCAGAGGACCUCUUCAACAUUGAUUCUGACAAGGGAAAGAGGACACUGCACAACUUGGCGCAGGCUGCCCACUGCGCUGCACAGGGCAAGGUUGGCUCGGGCUUCGAUGUCGCGACCGCCGUUUAUGGAUCUUGCAGGUACAGGCGCUUCUCUCCCGCCACACUAAGCAAGAUCCCUGAGCCCGGCGCGGCUGGUUUUGCUGAUGCAUUGGUGAAGCUCGUUGACGGCGAGUCCGAGUGGGACGUCGAGGUUCUUAAGGACGCUGUCAUCAUGCCUAAGGGCGUUGUUCUGCGUAUGUGCGAUGUCGACUGCGGAAGCAAGACUGUUGGCAUGGUCAAGAAGGUUCUCGCAUGGAAGGCUACGAACCCCGAUGAGUCUAAGACACUUUGGGAUGAGCUACAGAAGCGUAACGAGCAGUUGAUCGCCACUCUCAACGCUGGUGAUGUUGCGCAACUGCCGGAGAAGAUCGGUGCCGUGCGAGAGAAGAUUAGGGAGAUGGGUACUGCCAGCGAUGUUCCCAUCGAGCCCCAGAGCCAGACCGAGCUUCUUGACGCCCUAAGCACCGUCGAGGGAGUCUACGGUGGCGUUGUUCCCGGUGCAGGAGGCUACGAUGCCCUUGCUCUCCUCAUGAAGGACGAUCAGGGGACCAAGAAGCGAGUAGAGGUGUUCCUGGAGAAGUGGGCAGCUGAGAAGGGCACAACGGUCAAACUGCUCGGCGUUACGGGAGAGAUGGAAGGUGUUCGCUCCGAGAGUCUGGACGUGUACGCCGGCUGGGUCUAA